Zasmidium cellare ATCC 36951 is the source of this 1224-nucleotide messenger RNA. RefSeq lists its product as uncharacterized. Lineage: Eukaryota; Fungi; Ascomycota; Dothideomycetes; Mycosphaerellales; Mycosphaerellaceae. The record is from RefSeq and is a predicted model, not a curated record. The coding region runs from base 1 to 1224 and encodes 407 amino acids. The transcript has 2 exons.
AUGGCGGAUCCAUUGUCCGCGACCUCUGCUAUCGUGGGCCUGGUCCCCAUCAGCUUCCAGGCCGCCAAGGCUCUUCGCGACAUGAUACGGGGCAUCAAAAACCAUCCAAAGCAGAUUCGUAGUCUACUUGAGGAAUUGGACGGUCUGGUUGGCGUCCUCGAAGAACUCGAGUACAUCUUGCGUACCCCGGGCGAGAUGAAUCUCAAUCUUCUGGAAGCCCCCCUCAAACGAUGUGACUGUGCUUGCAAAGAGUUCGCGCGAGCUCUACAGGAUUGCAGAGGUCGUAGCAGUGGGGGUGACCGAUCCGAUUUUGCAGGGUGGCUCAAAAUCCAGUGGAGAGGAAGCGAUAUCAACGAAUUCAAGGAUACCCUCGCCAGCUACAAGUCCACCAUAGCCAUCGCUAUCGCUGGUGCUAAUCUACGCACCACCAAAGUAAAUCUUGACGUUAUCCGUGAAUAUCAGGGAAUGAUUCGCGAAGCCAAAGCGGAUCUCAACGAGCAUCUCACCAACAUCGAUGACAAAUUACAAGGCGCUUCCCGGGAAUCUCCUGAUCUGAAGGCACUCGGCAACGACUCAGACAUUCAGGCGGAGAGAGACUGUACAAUGCGUUGCCUCGAAGUUUGCGCUCAGGUUUCUGGAUUCAUCGAGGAGAGGCAGCGAUCUAUUGGUUCCCAGGGAGCGACAAGUGAAGACAACCUCAGCUCCAACACCAACAGUCGGCCGUCUCAACGGGACACUGGCCAAACGCUGCGGAAUUGCAACACUAAGGUCAAAGCUCAGCACACGCAGCUCUUGAAUCGCCUUCAGCUUCUCAACGCAAGACUGCGCAGCGCCUCUGGAAGUACCAUUGAUUCGGAAGAUCAGGACCAGAUGGUUCAAGAGGCGGAGACCAUCCGUCAAUGUCUGGACAUCUGCGAGCAGAGUGCUAAAGACGCAGAGACUGCUCGCGUUAACGUUAUUGAGGACGUCACAGGUGCAGAGGACAGCACCCAUAUCAUCGUCUCCACCAUCGGAGACCUGAUCGCAGCACGCCGGGUUACAUCUGGUGCACGCUCCAUAAUGACUAUUGCACAGAUGUCAGACGAGACCGUCCAGCACUUAUCCACCGUGCAUGCUUCACGAAUGGCGGAACUGUCCAAAUCGCAGGCUGAUGCCGGAGCGGGUCGUGAUGCGGUUAGAUCGGGAGGGCGAGUGCUCGGGCGAGACAACGUGAAGACGCUUUGA